AUGAGUAUCGAUUACUAUCAGAUAUUAGGCGUUUCGCAAACUAGUGGCCCGAAUGAGAUCAGUAAGGCCUACAAACGGCUGGCCCUACGCUAUCAUCCGGACAAAAAUCAUAGCCACGGCUCGCUGGAACAGUUCAAACAGAUUCUUCAGGCCUAUCAGGUGCUCAGAGAUCCAACCCAGAGAGCUGACUACGACCUGACCCGACGCGGCUACGGCCGUAUUAGUAGUAGUAGUAAAGCUAAACCGUCGGCAGCGAAACAACAGCGGCCGACAACAACACCAACAACAACAUCGGCUUUGAACAACAUCUAUGUGACAGUUUGGUUGACCACUGAUGAACUGUCCACUGGUACAGUCAAAUCCAUUGCAUACAAGCGUACCGUUUAUGUACCGCCAGUUAGUUACAAACAUGUCGACGCAGUGGCCACUGUCAGUGUCCAACCGCAUACACUGAGCGGUACCCGACUGACACUUAGUGGCCAUGGUCAUCAGUCGACAAUUGGUACGGUCGGCGGCGAUCUUAUAUGUGUUGUAAAAUGUUUGUCGGAAAAGCCGCCGCCGCCGCCGACACAGCCGUCAUCAUCGGACAGCAAUAACAAAAGGGAGUCGACAUAUCGGGAGUCGUCCGGAAGCGAAAAGUCCGCGGAAAGUCAGCGGACAUCAACUGAUAAUUGUAAUAAUAAUAAUAAUACUAAUGAGGAUAAUUACAGCCGAAAUAAUGGCCAACAAUUUGAUGGCCAACAACUGUUCAAAUAUGUUUACGUAACACUGGAGGAAGUAUAUACCGGAACUGUCAAACAGGUUCACUAUCAGCGCUGGCUAUACCAAUGCCAGACCUUAUCAUCGCCACCGCCGCCGACAACGCGGACACUAGAAUUGGUCGACUCCGAAGUUACCGUUACCGUCAAACCCGGCUGUCUGGCCGGUACACGAAUCACUUAUCCCGGUUGUGGCCAUCAAAUUGGUAUCAACAGUAAAUACGCGAAUCUAGUCUGCGUAAUCAUACAGUUGCCGCACCCGAUGUUUACCCGCCAACAAUCGGCCAACAACAAUCUCGGUUGUACACUGCCGGUCAAGUUUGCCGAUGCCCUAAGCGAAUCUGGUAUACAGGUGCCCACUCUAACCGGCCAACCGUUGACGAUAGUAAUGACCAGACAACAGUUAAUCGAGUUUUACCAGAACUGGUCACUGGUUAUCCAGAAACCGGGUUUAGGUUUGCCCGACCCGAAUGGCCAACCGAACCAAUUGAUUGGUGAUCUUAUUGUUAGAUUUCAAAUGAAAAGUUAA
Oppia nitens is the source of this 1287-nucleotide messenger RNA. Its product is annotated as chaperone protein DnaJ-like. Lineage: Eukaryota; Metazoa; Arthropoda; Arachnida; Sarcoptiformes; Oppiidae. Gene Ontology annotation, cellular component: cytosol. The coding region runs from base 1 to 1287 and encodes 428 amino acids. The transcript has a single exon. Gene Ontology annotation, biological process: negative regulation of transcription by RNA polymerase II. Gene Ontology annotation, molecular function: protein-folding chaperone binding. The record is from RefSeq and is a predicted model, not a curated record.